This is a messenger RNA of Exophiala oligosperma, 2054 nucleotides long. RefSeq lists its product as uncharacterized. Gene Ontology annotation, cellular component: fungal-type cell wall. Bases 283 to 1722 code for a protein of 479 amino acids. The record is from RefSeq and is a predicted model, not a curated record. The transcript has a single exon. Lineage: Eukaryota; Fungi; Ascomycota; Eurotiomycetes; Chaetothyriales; Herpotrichiellaceae. Gene Ontology annotation, molecular function: acid phosphatase activity.
CAAAACAAAAUUUUGUCGUGUUCAAGGACAGUGCUCGUAAUUUCAAGAGGUGAGUGGAUAGUGUCGAUAUCGGCGACAGCACAGACUGACAGCCUCGUGCUUCCGGAGUAAAUAGCGAAGACGUCAUCACCUGAGUUGUUUUUUUCUAUUGAGCUGUUGGUUUGACCUUUACACUUUCAACAUUUUGUUUUUAACAUUUUAUUUUUGAAGAACUAUUUUUUGAGAACAACAAUCUUGAACAGUAGGCACGGUGGUCAAAGGCCCCAGCCCCUUGAGAGAAAAAUGUCCACUCGGACAACCGGGACAGCGUUGUUGGUCUUGGGAGGAGCCUUGUUGGCCGCCGCGUUUCCCACUCCGCCGCCAUCAUCAUCAUCAUCAUCAUCAUCAUCAUCAUCUCAACAAGUGCCGAUCACGGUACAAGACCACACGCAGGGCUACAAAUUCGACGAACUUUUACAUCUUCCAGGGAUUUCACCGUACUUUGACGCCGUCGGGUUCGGUCUCGAGCAUACGGCGCCCGUAGGGUGCAAGGUGACGGCGGCGUCGUACCUCAUCCGGCACGCCGCCAUCUACUCCAACGACGACGAGUACGAGGAAUACAUCAAACCGUUCCUGUACAAACUCGAACAGCACCGCUCGGGAUGGUCCGGACCACUGGAAUUCAUGUCCACCUGGGUGUCUCCCAUCCUGGAAGACAGGCUCGAACAAGUGACGCCUUCCGGUAAGGAAGACGCCAGAAAAGUGGGCGCGCACCUGGUCAAGCGUUACCCCGACCUCGCCCCCACCGUCAAACGAGUGCUGGCCGACAAGAAAUCGCGGACGUACGACACCGCCGAGGCAAUGGUGAGGGCCUUCCCCGAGAACUCGGACAUCAAGGUCGUGCGAAUCACCCAGAACAAGAACGGAAGCAUGGACUCGUUGGUGCCCCACAAGUCGUGCCCUGCGUUCAGCAAGAAACCCGGCACCGAAGAAAUGGCCGACUUCGUGUCUCACUACGCGGCGCACGUCUCGGGUCGCCUGGCGCAAUUCAUGCCUUUCAACCUGACCGACAACGACGUCGUCGGUCUUCAGGGUCUGUGUGGCUACGAGUCCGCAAUCAGAGGCGAGAGAAGUCCCCUGUGCGCCGUCUUCACCGACGCCGAGUGGAUGUCGUACGAGUACGCCUGGGACCUCAAGUACGCCCACAUGGUCGGUCCCCUGAACCCCUUGUCGCCGUACCUGGGCUUUCCCUGGCUCAAGGCGCAGAGCGAAUUGUUCCAAAAGGUGGAUGGCACACCGGACCCGGACCCAGACCGAAACGGAGACGACGACGACGAUGAUGCUGGCUGGCCUCCGGAGCAACGGCUCUUCCUGAGCUUCACGCACCGCGAGGUCCCUCCCUUUGUCGCCACGGCGCUGGGCAUCUUCAACUCGUCGUCGUCGGCGAUGGAACAGUUCCCGACCGACCACGUCAACUGGGUCCGCGCCUGGCGCAUGAGCGAUCUCAUCCCGUUCCUGGGCCACGUGGGCAUGGAGAAGAUGACGUGCACGGGCAGGCCGGGGCGAGAGGGUGAAUAUAUCCGCGUCAUCGCCAACACGGCACCCAGGCCCAUUCCCUUCUGUCAGGACGGACCUGGCGCCAGUUGUCCCAUGAGCGAGUGGGUGAAGAUCAUCGCCGCCGGGGCCGAAGAAUUCAAGGAUUAUGCGCAGGUGUGUAAGAAGGACGAGAAGGACAUGAAGUAAUAUAAUUAUACCCCGAUCUACUAGAUGGGAGAUGUCAUGUGUACCAAGUAUUAGAUUAAUUCUUCCCUGUAUGUACCAACAAAAGUGUCGCGCCGUAUUCAGAGUUUGUGAUUGAGCAGCAAGCAUUUCGGUCGAGAUUGAGAUUUUCCCAAAAUGAUGUCAAAGGCUUAGUACGGAGUAGAUAAGUACCUACCUAGGCAGACAGGCGCAACAGACCGGACCAAAGUAUUCGUUCACCAACCCGAGGGAUCCCUCAAAAACGGUGGAUGUUGAGGCUCAGUUUGCAUGAGUGGCAUCGAGGCCUCCUGUAGUCUACAUUCCAUCUUUUAAAC